ACUCAUACAGGAUUUCAUGCAAAUAACUGGACAAAUCCUACGAUAACCUAUACUCGCGUGACUGUCGAAGAUCUCUUUGCAUCAAGUACAGUAACUACAAAAAUGCCUGUGACAUGGCCGUCUUCCAUGCGCUCGUCACAACUCAACCCUAACGCGAACCCAUUCCAGCCUGCCUAUCAGCGUCCACAGACACUCCCUCCACCUCAACGCUCUCAGCCAACAGAAACAGCUCUGCUAGCCGCUAAAAGCGCAGUGAACCUCAAGCCGACAGCAACUCAAAACACAAGCACAACCAGCAGCGAAACUCUCCCAAGCACUCUCGCAAAUCGCAACCUGCCUCAGAACACAUACGUGAGCAGAGGCACGAUGUACUUCGGGCAAACAACUACGCCUUCGUUGGUCGAAGAAGGAGACGAGGUGUGCUACUCGGGUAUUUUAUUUGCUCUAAGAAAUGAAUAUUAUCAUAAGGACGCUUAUUUGCAAGCAAAAUACUUGAUACCAGCCAGGACUCGAACUGUACAUACCUGA
Cooperia oncophora is the source of this 528-nucleotide messenger RNA. The record is from the annotation of a GenBank genome assembly. NCBI's taxonomy places the organism in Eukaryota, Metazoa, Nematoda, Chromadorea, Rhabditida, Trichostrongylidae.